Durotheca rogersii is the source of this 1033-nucleotide messenger RNA. Its product is annotated as ras family-domain-containing protein. Gene Ontology annotation, cellular component: plasma membrane. The transcript is spliced from 2 exons. Gene Ontology annotation, biological process: signal transduction. Lineage: Eukaryota; Fungi; Ascomycota; Sordariomycetes; Xylariales; Xylariaceae. Gene Ontology annotation, molecular function: GTPase activity; GTP binding; GDP binding. The record is from RefSeq and is a predicted model, not a curated record. Bases 180 to 890 code for a protein of 236 amino acids.
CCGAAUAGCUCGGCGGCCCGACGAACUUAGCCACUUCGCCUACUAUCCGUGCUGAGUCCGGUCUCUUGAUCUCUCUCCCCUCCUCGGAAGUCUAUCAUCUCCUCUCAUCCCCUUCCUUCGCCGCCGAACAUAACAACAAGACAACUGCUGGGUCCUCCGAGACCACUAUCGACGACGACAUGGCGGGAAAAAUGGUGUUAUAUAAACUGGUAGUGCUUGGUGACGGUGGUGUCGGCAAAACAGCUUUGACUAUUCAAUUAUGUCUACAGCAUUUCGUUGAAACGUAUGAUCCGACAAUCGAGGAUUCGUAUCGUAAGCAGGUCGUCAUAGAUGGCCAAGCCUGUAUGUUGGAAGUUCUGGAUACGGCUGGCCAAGAAGAGUACACGGCCUUGCGGGACCAGUGGAUCCGAGACGGCGAGGGGUUCGUAUUAGUAUACAGCAUCUCCUCUCGGUCGUCCUUCUCGCGAAUCAAGAGGUUCCAUCAUCAGAUCCAACGCGUCAAGGAGUCAUGCUCGGCGUCGCCCACAUACCCUGGCUCGCCGAUAGCUACCGCGACGCCACCCAGCGCCGUCCCCAUCAUGCUUGUCGGUAACAAGUGCGACCGGGUAACGGAGAGAGAAGUGUCAACCCAAGAAGGCCACGCCCUAGCGCGCGAGUUGGGGUGCGAAUUUGUCGAGGCAUCGGCCAAGAACUGCUUAAACGUCGAGAAGGCGUUCUACGACGUCGUCCGGAUCCUGCGCAGGCAACGACAAGCGGCAUCGCGGCCGCUGCCGCCGUCGGGCCGCCCGCGUCCGCAGAACGGAGACCCUCACCUCCAUCGAGAGCCCUCCGACCGAUACAGGCGGAGCCGCCGGGGCGGUGGCAAUUCGGGACGUUGCGUUAUAUUAUAAUGAGGUCCUCCUAUCCCGACUAUUACCUACGUGCCCGAGCAUUCGCGACCGACAAUCUAAGGACUAGGAUUACUGAAAGAAGUAUUGUGUCACAUCGAAGCGCACCGGACGUUCUGGAUCAACCUGUCCGGCCGAAGAUUAAA